AUAGAAAAGGAUUGUUCGGAUGAGGAAAUUAAACAAAGUUAUCGGAAAUUGGCAAAACAAUACCAUCCCGAUUUAAAUCCAAAGGCAAAUCAAGCGGAAAUUACAAGUAAAUUUCAAGAAAUUACUGAAGCCUACGAAUUGUUAUCAAAUCCAGAUAAAAGACAACAAUAUGAUGCCUUUGGAGAAUCUGGAUUGAAUAGUCAGAAUUUUGACCAGACUGAUUCUGUUAUGAAUCCAUUCGAUAUGUAUCUAAAUCAGUUUGGAUUCUUUCAAUCAUUAUUUGGAGGACAGAAACCAAAUGCCUCAACAGAGGAACCGGAAGAGGAAAUGGUAAUCGCUAUUGAAGUGACAUUAGAGGAACUCUAUCAUGGAUGCAAGAGAGAAUUUACCAAAAAGAGGAAAAUCCUAUGCAGAACUUGCAAUGGCACUGGAGCAUUCUCAAAUGAACAUGUUUUCUAUUGUAAGGCAUGUAAAGGAACUGGUAGAAGAAUUAUGAGAAGAACUCUACCAAGAAAUAUUGUACAACAAUUCUCUACCAUCUGUAUGGAUUGCGAAGGAAGAGGACAAUAUGUCACUAAAAAAUGUGACACUUGUAAAGGAAGAAAAUUGGUGAAUGAGGUAAAUACUGUAACUGUAAAUGUGGAACCAGGCACUGCUGAUGGAGAGCGUAUCGUUUUGAAAAAUCAAGGUGAUGAAUGGCAAAAUAAGAGCACUGGUGAUAUUAUCUUUCAAAUUCAUCAAAUUCCUCAUAAGGAAUUUCAGAGAGUUGGAGAUGACUUGUUAAUUAAUAGAACUAUUACAUUAUUGGAAGCUCUGACAGGAUUCAAUAUUACUCUGGACUCUAUUGAAAACAAUUCAAAAAUUGUGGUCAAGGUUGAUGAAGUCAUUCAGCCAGGUCAAAAGAAAGCUAUCCCUGGAAAAGGAAUGCCUAUUAAAGGCAAAAAAGGACAAUAUGGAAACCUAGUUGUAUUAUUUGAUGUAAUAUUCCCUGAACAUUUGAAUAUGGAAAUGAAAGAAUACCUCAAAAUUAUUCUCAAUCCCAAAACCAAAGAUAUGAAAAAGAUACCAACCCUCAAUACCCUUCAACCCAACAAUACUAAUCAUGGUGAUAUUCCAGCAUUCGAAAUCAAUAACACAAAAGGAGGGUCUGAAAAACUUUACUCCUUCCUUCCUGGACAUUAUGGAAAUAUUUCUCAAGUGGGAGUGAAUAGUAAUUCACACUCUUCUGCCAAUUCUCAAUCCUCUCCUAGUAAUGAUGGAGGAAUUUUCUCCUUUUUGAAAAACAAGGUUUGUUUCUUCAUUUACAUUUCAAGCUCACUACCAAUUGGUAUUCAAUUAACAACAACAUAA
Molecule: messenger RNA, 1350 nt
Organism: Naegleria gruberi
Lineage: Eukaryota; Heterolobosea; Eutetramitea; Acrasida; Naegleriidae
Exons: 2
Biological process (GO): protein refolding
Cellular component (GO): cytoplasm
Molecular function (GO): Hsp70 protein binding
Source: RefSeq, a predicted model, not a curated record